AGAGACAGUUAUAUCAGAGCCUUGCGGGUGAGUUGUUUCGAAUAUUACUUCCGUGAAAACUGUGGUUGGGAGACGUGCUCACGAAGCUCAUCUGACUGUCUCUUUGCAAAGCUUCUCCAAAGCAACGCAGUCAAGAUGUCCUCUUACGAAGAAGGAAAUGAUUCAAAGUUAAUGCGGAAAGUGAAGGAGAAUCCAUUUGUUCCACUGGGAUUGGCUGGAUUUGUUGGCAUCGUUGGACACCAGCUGUACAAAAUGAAAAAUCGAGGGGACACAAAAAUGUCGGUGCACUUGAUUCAUAUGCGUGUAGCUGCACAAGGCUUUGUGGUUGGAGCCAUGACAGUAGGGGUCCUGUAUUCAAUGUACAACGAGUACAUUAGGCACCCCAAAGAAGAGCAGAAUGCUGGAAAACACAGUUGAACAGAGACUCUUACAAUUAGAUUUUUGUGUCUUUAAUACUCUCACAUUUAUAGAUGUACAUUCAGAGGCUAACAGAUGACUAAAAACCAACUGAUGGUGUACCCUUCGACAGAAAAUGUUUGCCACUGCAAACGUGGAUGCUUGUGAUAAGGAUGGCCAGACAGAUGUAUUUUUGUCUAAUGUUUUAGUGUAUUAUAUAAAACAAAAUUAGUUGCAGAUAAAUUUGACAAUAUUUAUGACCAGGAGGAUAAAUCUGACUCUACACAGAAGGCUCUGGCUUUCAUAUUCAUUUAUCAUUGUCCUGUUGAAAGUCAGCUAUGCUUUUAUGUGGUAAUUUGGGUAUUAGCCAAAUUAAAAGCAUUUCCAUAUUAAUCUUUUUUUUUUUCUUCUGUAAAAUGUUCACCUCUCCUGACAAAAGCUUUAACAGAUGUUUGCACACUGUCGCAAGAAAAAAAAUAAUGUUUUUUUGUUAUAAAUACUUCUACUAAAAUGCUGAUUUUUAUUCAUUGAGAUUCUCUGUAUUGUACUGUAACCAUUUUUUUUAAUUUCUCAGUAUUUUCUUCAUAUAUUUUUUGCAAUGAGAUAUUAAUGACACAAAAAAAAACAUGUGAGGUUUAUAUGUAUAAACUGUGGUGUAGCUUGUCAAACACAAUGCAGCCUGUUUUAGUGGCAAACAUUAAUUGGUUCCUAAGGUAUCUCCAGGGCUGAUUAUUAUUGUAUGUACCAGGCUAUUUGUGAAAGUCGCUUUCAUUUCCUGAAAUAGUUUUGAAUCUCUGCUGUGUGUACACUUAUAUUGUGUGCUUUACCUGGAACAGUUCUUAGUUUCAUAUUUUAUAUGAUAAUAUGCACAGCAAGUCCAACUCGCUUUUGGUAGCUACUGUUUUCAAAAUUGUUUCCUUUCUUCAUUCAUUAAAUAAUCUCCUACUUACUGUAACU
Messenger RNA from Poecilia latipinna (sailfin molly), 1353 nucleotides. It is a transcript of the gene higd1a, whose product is annotated as HIG1 hypoxia inducible domain family, member 1A. NCBI's taxonomy places the organism in Eukaryota, Metazoa, Chordata, Actinopteri, Cyprinodontiformes, Poeciliidae. The record is from RefSeq and is a predicted model, not a curated record. Bases 136 to 417 code for a protein of 93 amino acids. Gene Ontology annotation, biological process: mitochondrial respirasome assembly. Gene Ontology annotation, cellular component: mitochondrion. The transcript is spliced from 4 exons.